Venturia canescens is the source of this 802-nucleotide messenger RNA. RefSeq names its product transmembrane protein 230. The record is from RefSeq and is a predicted model, not a curated record. Bases 281 to 637 code for a protein of 118 amino acids. Gene Ontology annotation, cellular component: endomembrane system. The transcript is spliced from 4 exons. NCBI's taxonomy places the organism in Eukaryota, Metazoa, Arthropoda, Insecta, Hymenoptera, Ichneumonidae.
UACUAAACACUGUAGAAUGUAUACUUGUAUUCGAAAUCAGGUCAUGUGUGUAAACAUUGUUAGCAUUAUGGAUUUACGGACAAAAAUAUCGACUCGCACGAUUAUCAAGCGUUAAAUUCACAAUGAACUGCGCAAGACACUUUUCUAUUUAUAUUAUAUAUCUACUCGGCGCGUGUAAAAGCUUCGUUUCUUAUCAAUUGACAGUGACAAUUCAUAAAAUAUUGUGUUGAAAUUUUAUAUAGAAUGUGUUUACUGGAUAGGUGAAGUGCAAAUACCCGGCAUGUCCAGACGAAAAACUGUCAACCGAGAAAGCCAAUUCGACAACGUGGAUUACACUCAACUAACUGAAACCGAUCAUGGUUUUGUUGAUUCUCAAUUUGUUAGUCCACCUGUGAAAAUACCAUGGAAAGCCAUAGCAUUGGCAGCGCUUCUAUUCGUAGGUGGUACUAUCAUGCUAAUUAUUGGCAGUCUCAUAGUCAGCGGUCACAUAGACUCGAAGUACGCAGAUCGUAUGUGGCCUAUCAUAAUAUUGGGUGCGGUAAUGUUCAUACCAGGAGCUUACCACGUAAGAGUCGCCUUGAUGGCGUACAGAAAAGUACCCGGUUAUUCUUUCGACGAUAUACCCGAAUUCGAUUAAAAGAAGUAUGCCCGUUUUCAUAUGUAAAUAUUUUAUAACACAAAACAAAAAAAAAAAAAAAAUAAGUACGAUAUAAUAAUCACUGAUGUUCGUCACGUGUAUCGUUGUUAUUGUCAAAAUGUCUACGAAAAAAAAUUGUCAAUAAAUGUUAUUAUUUUUUUGGGA